Messenger RNA from Magallana angulata, 980 nucleotides. Its product is annotated as collectin-12-like. The record is from RefSeq and is a predicted model, not a curated record. Gene Ontology annotation, cellular component: external side of plasma membrane. The transcript has 4 exons. Gene Ontology annotation, molecular function: carbohydrate binding. NCBI's taxonomy places the organism in Eukaryota, Metazoa, Mollusca, Bivalvia, Ostreida, Ostreidae. Bases 200 to 904 code for a protein of 234 amino acids. Gene Ontology annotation, biological process: biological process involved in interspecies interaction between organisms.
GCUUCAUGUUAGAAUGAAAAGAAAUACCGCUGAAAUUCUACCUUAUGCAUUAUAUGUAUGAAAUCGAACGUUAUCUUUUUUAUGGUCCCCUUUCAUGAGAAAGCAAUCAAUACUUUUAUCAAUUUGCUGAAUGCUUAAAUAUAGAAAAUAUGCACGGUUAUUUCAUUUCAAAUAUUGAAGUGUAUGCACAGUAAGGACCAUGUUUAGAACAUUGUCGUGGUUUUUUGCUGCUCUCCUAUUUUCAGUCCAUUGUCUGCAAAGACAGUUUUGGUAUUCCAGAUUGUACAAAGAAGUGACCAACUCAUCCCUAGCCAUCCUUUAUGGAGAUGAUUGCAGUCUUGUUCAUUGUGCAGGACUUUGUUCUGGAGACGACUAUUGUAUGGAGUUCCUUUACAGCGAAAUAAGUAGACACUGUAUUGGACUUCACUGUGUAAAGAAGGACAAUUAUUUGUAUCAGUAUAUGGGCCCGGAAUCUUCACACAUGUUACGUUAUGAGAAAGAGUUUAACUUGGUAGAGUAUUUGGGUCACUAUUAUUUCUAUGGAGAGGAGAAAUUCACAUGGGAAGACGCCAAGCUGGAAUGCCAGAAAAAAUGUGCACACUUGGUUGAAAUUGAAACGAAAGAGAAAUCCGAUUGGCUUAUGACUAAAUUUCUUUUGAAAGAAGAUUGCGGUUAUAUUUUUGAAACGUGUACAGCUUGGACUGGACUAAACGAUCGUCACAUUGAAGGUCACUACGUGUGGGACCAUUCGAACACGUCCAUGGUCUUUACCAACUGGUACAAGUUCGUGCCAAGCAAGGGUGAUGCACGGGACUGCGUCGACAUUCUGAGGAAUGGUGAAUGGAACGACAGACCAUGCUCGUUUUUAAACGCAUUUAUUUGUGAGAAAAGUAUUCGGCAAUAAUAGGUAAAAUGGUGCGUGGAACCGCUCAUACAGAACAAUGUGCUUCUCUAAUGGACUAGAUAUAAGCCCAACAUAG